AUGGCACCGUCACAGGCCACUGCAGAGGUCACUGGAGAGGUCACUGCAGCGGUCACUGGAGAGGUCACUGCAGAGACCACUGCAGAGGCCACUGCAGAGGUCACUGGAGAGGUCACUGCAGCGGUCACUGGAGAGGUCACUGCAGAGACCACUGCAGAGGUCACUGGAGAGGUCACUGCAGCGGUCACUGGAGAGGUCACUGCAGAGACCACUGCAGAGGCCACUGCAGAGGUCACUGGAGAGGUCACUGGAGAGGUCACUGCAGCGGUCACUGGAGAGGUCACUGCAGAGGUCACUGCAGCGGUCACUGGAGAGGUCACUGCAGAGACCACUGCAGAGGCCACUGCAGAGGUCACUGGAGAGGUCACUGCAGAGGUCACUGGAGAGGUCACUGCAGAGACCACUGCAGAGACCACUGCAGAGGUCACUGGAGAGGUCACUGCAGAGACCACUGCAGAGACCACUGCAGAGGUCACUGCAGAGACCACUGCAGAGACCACUGCAGAGGUCACUGCAGAGGUCACUGCAGAGGUCACUGGAGAGGUCACUGCAGAGGUCACUGCAGAGACCACUGCAGAGGUCACUGCAGAGGUCACUGGAGAGGUCACUGCAGAGACCACUGCAGAGGUCACUGGAGAGGUCACUGCAGCGGUCACUGGAGAGGUCACUGCAGAGACCACUGCAGAGGCCACUGCAGAGGUCACUGGAGAGGUCACUGGAGAGGUCACUGCAGCGGUCACUGGAGAGGUCACUGCAGAGACCACUGCAGAGGCCACUGCAGAGGUCACUGGAGAGGUCACUGCAGAGGUCACUGGAGAGGUCACUGCAGAGACCACUGCAGAGACCACUGCAGAGGUCACUGGAGAGGUCACUGCAGAGACCACUGCAGAGACCACUGCAGAGGUCACUGCAGAGACCACUGCAGAGACCACUGCAGAGGUCACUGCAGAGGUCACUGGAGAGGUCACUGCAGAGGUCACUGCAGAGACCACUGCAGAGACCACUGCAGAGGUCACUGGAGAGGUCACUGCAGAGGUCACUGCAGAGACCACUGCAGAGGUCACUGCAGAGACCACUGCAGAGGUCACUGGAGAGGUCACUGCAGCGGUCACUGCAGAGACCACUGCAGAGACCACUGCAGAGGUCACUGCAGAGGUCACUGGAGAGGUCACUGCAGAGGUCACUGCAGAGACCACUGCAGAGACCACUGCAGAGGUCACUGCAGAGGUCACUGGAGAGGUCACUGCAGAGGCCACUGCAGAGGUCACUGGAGAGGUCACUGGAGAGGUCACUGCAGCGGUCACUGGAGAGGUCACUGCAGAGACCACUGCAGAGGCCACUGCAGAGGUCACUGGAGAGGUCACUGCAGAGGUCACUGGAGAGGUCACUGCAGAGACCACUGCAGAGACCACUGCAGAGGUCACUGGAGAGGUCACUGCAGAGACCACUGCAGAGACCACUGCAGAGACCACUGCAGAGACCACUGCAGAGGUCACUGCAGAGGUCACUGGAGAGGUCACUGCAGAGGUCACUGCAGAGACCACUGCAGAGGUCACUGCAGAGGUCACUGGAGAGGUCACUGCAGAGGUCACUGCAGAGACCACUGCAGAGGUCACUGCAGAGACCACUGCAGAGGUCACUGGAGAGGUCACUGCAGCGGUCACUGGAGAGGUCACUGCAGAGACCACUGCAGAGGCCACUGCAGAGGUCACUGGAGAGGUCACUGCAGCGGUCACUGGAGAGGUCACUGCAGAGGUCACUGCAGCGGUCACUGGAGAGGUCACUGCAGAGACCACUGCAGAGGCCACUGCAGAGGUCACUGGAGAGGUCACUGCAGAGGUCACUGGAGAGGUCACUGCAGAGACCACUGCAGAGACCACUGCAGAGGUCACUGCAGAGACCACUGCAGAGACCACUGCAGAGGUCACUGCAGAGGUCACUGGAGAGGUCACUGCAGAGGUCACUGCAGAGGUCACUGCAGAGACACAGCUCUGGUUUUACACACCACCUGCCUGCAUGUGGACUUGGCCUUCAUGA
Molecule: messenger RNA, 2037 nt
Organism: Cheilinus undulatus (humphead wrasse)
Lineage: Eukaryota; Metazoa; Chordata; Actinopteri; Labriformes; Labridae
Product: putative per-hexamer repeat protein 5
Exons: 2
Coding region: 1-2037 (678 amino acids)
Source: RefSeq, a predicted model, not a curated record